AUGCCAGUUUCUGCGAGGGGUUCCUGGGGAAACAAGGCCCAGUUCUUGCUGUCUUGCUUUGGCUACGCAGCCAGCCUUGGCACCGUGUGGAGGUUUCCUUAUCUCUGCUACAGGAAUGGAGGAGCCACUUUCCUGAUUCCCUACUUGAUCAUGAUGUUGGUGCUUGGCCUACCAAUAAUGUUCCUGGAGAUGGCCCUCGGUCAGUUUGCCUCAGAAGGGCCGAUCACGGUGUGGAAGGUCAGCCCGGCUUUCCACGGUAUCGGGGUCGCUAUGGUGACCAUCCUUGCCAUGAUUACCAUCUACUACAACGUCCUCGUCAUGUACGCCAUCUACUACAUGUUUGUCAGCUUCGUCAACCUUGACGACACUGUACCCUGGGGGUCGUGUGGCAAUCCCUGGAACACCAAUUCCUGUAGGUCGGAGUCUUUCCCUUCGCUAACGCUGAUGGAUGAGGCAAACAGAACAACAACUUUGUUCAAAGAGCUCUACAACCAACCUUGUGUAGAGAGGCUUCUGAGCAACAUCUCUGACGUCUACAACUCCACCUUCAACACCACCGACGACCUCAACUCCACCAUGAUCCAGGACGACAUCACCAAGAGAUGUCUGAACAAAUACACUACAGCCAGUGAAGAGUACUGGGAAAUCCUGUUUUGUAUUUUUUGGCGCCAUGUAUUACGUCUUCACGAAUCUGAUGGUUUUGAGGAUUUGGGAGGGCUGAGUUACAAGAACAUCAUUUAUCUAUUCUUUGCCUGGGUCCUCCUCUUCCUCUGUCUGAAGAAAGGAAUAAAAACAUCGGGCAAGGUCGUCUAUUUCACCGCCACCUUCCCCUAUGCUAUUCUACUGGUGUUGCUGAUCAGGGGCAUGACCCUUCCAGGACACGAGAAGGGCAUCGCAUUUUUCACGACACUACAGAUGACAAAGUUGACCGAAGCCAAGGUGUGGAGGGAUGCAGCCACUCAAGUAUUCUUUUGUUUGGCUAGUGGAUUUGGCACUUCGGUGGCAAUGUCAAGUUACAACAAGUUUAACAGCAACUGUGAACGGGAUACUGUUAUGAUUACUUUCGUCAACUGUGUGAGCAGCGUUCUGUCUGGCUUCACCAUCUUCUCUGUGCUCGGCUUCAUGGCUCACAUCACCAACCAGGACAUCGAGAACGUGGUCGACCAAGGGCCCGGUCUAGCGUUCAUUGCUUACCCAGAAAGCAUCGCGAAGCUUCCAGUGUCAUCGUUGUGGGCCUUCCUGUUCUUCUUUAUGCUGUUUUCACUCGGAAUGGACACUCAGUUCACAGCUAUGCAAACAAUAGUUGGCGGCAUCAGUGACGUCUUCCCACGUUUCCUGAGACCCCACAAAACGGCCUUCACAGCCUUUUGCUGUCUCCCUGGCUUCCUCCUCGGUUUGCCUUCACUCCUCCAGGGUGGUAUCUAUGUGCUGACACUGACGGACUGGUACUGUGGCAGCUAUAGCGUGAUGCUGGUGUGUCUGGCGGAGAUCAUCUGCAUCAUGUAUGUCUAUGGUGUGAAGCGGUUCAUGGAGGAUAUUAAGAUGAUGCUUGGUCGCCGUCCCAAUCCAUAUUGGGUCAUCAACUGGGUCUUCCUGACUCCUGCCGCCCUUUUGUUUCUCUUGAUAGUGUCUGCCUCUCAGUACACCCCAGCCUUCUACGGAGACUACAAGUUCCCCCUGUGGGCGGAGGGCAUUGGUUGGUGCAUGGUUGUCGCCCCUGUUUUUAUAGUCAUCCUCAUCUUUGUGGUACAGAUCUUCAGGCUCGGACCUGUAAGUUCGAAACAACGCUUUCUAAAUGUGUUAACGCUGUAA
Molecule: messenger RNA, 1812 nt
Organism: Haliotis rubra (blacklip abalone)
Lineage: Eukaryota; Metazoa; Mollusca; Gastropoda; Lepetellida; Haliotidae
Product: sodium- and chloride-dependent glycine transporter 2-like
Exons: 14
Coding region: 1-1812 (603 amino acids)
Biological process (GO): sodium ion transmembrane transport
Cellular component (GO): membrane
Source: RefSeq, a predicted model, not a curated record